Symbiodinium sp. CCMP2592 is the source of this 5619-nucleotide messenger RNA. The record is from the annotation of a GenBank genome assembly. NCBI's taxonomy places the organism in Eukaryota, Dinophyceae, Suessiales, Symbiodiniaceae.
AUGCAUUCGGGCCGAUUUGAAGGCCCUCGGAAUGUGGUGGCGCCAGCUCAGCAGCGGGUGCUUGACCGUGUUCAUGAAUUAGUUGUCAAGGCGGGAGACCUCGGCGAUUUGAGGCAUCCCCUUUCACAGGAGGCGGCCCUACGGGAGCUGCUCCACGGACGGUCUGACUAUCACAGUCCGACUGACCCGAUUGCGCUCGCCCCUUUCAAGCAAGAGCUCGUGAGCCUACCAGAGAGUCUUCAUUGCGCCCCGACCGCAGUUAGUCUUUUAGGUGGUUCCGACCGUCUUUAUCUGGAGGAGGAAGGGCGAAUGCUCCGAGAAAGCCCACCGGAGCACAUUGCAAUCCGACCUUACUGGGAUCCGAGCCUCAGGUACAAUCGGCGGACUUACCGAGGGUUUAUGCGCCGCCUUCGUGAUCUUGGUUACCUGGAGUUUACUCGGGCCCCACUUGAGGAAGCCGGCAUCUUUUUUGUCCUGAAAUCUGACCGAAAGCACCUCCGCAUGAUAGUGGACGCCAGGAGAGCCAAUGCCGUUUUCCGGGAGCCGCCGGGUGUGGACCUAUGUUCAGCUGAAGGCUUCUCUCGCAUCGAGGUGGAGGACUUAGCCGACUGCAGGGGGCUCGCCGAUGGCUUUCCUGGGGAGGGUGUUUUUCCGGAUGAUUGGGGUCUUUAUGUGGGGCUUAGUGACGUGAAGGAUGCCUUUCACCGUAUGAAGCAACCUCGCUGGCUAUCACGAUAUUUCUGCUUCCUACCCCUCACGGCUGGAGAGCUAGGCCUUACGGGAGACGAGCUGGAGGGCUCGCGUCUACGAUCUCAUGACGUGGUGUACCCGAUGCCUGGCUCUUUGUGCAUGGGCUUCAGCUGGUCACUGUAUUUCUGCCAGAGAAUCAACGAGAAUCAGUUGCGUGAGGUGUUUGGGCCAGAUCGCACCAGGCUGAUCAGCGACCGAGGCCCUCCGGCUGUGUUCACCCGCGGGUCUCCAGCAGCUAUGAGACAGUACGUCUAUGUGGAUAACCUGGGGGUCAUCAGCAGUGACAGACAGCAAGUCGAGAAUGCCCUGGAUCAGGUUACGGAGCACUUCACGGCCAAGGAGCUCCUCCUUCACCCAGGCGAGGUCCAUCGGACUCGCAUCAAGUCCUUAGGCGUUGAGCUCAACGGCACGACCCUGACUACUCGCGUAAGUGCUGAGAGGCUCCACCGAGUUCGCCAGGGAAUACGGGCACUGCUUUCAAGGAAGCGGGCAUCAGGACGCACGCUUCAGAUCGUCAUUGGUCAUGCUACGUACUGUGCUUUAGCCAAUCGCAGGGUGAUGCCCAUAUUCCACACCGUGUACAAGUACAUCGAGAAGUUCGGCGACAAGGUGGGGGUGCUGUGGGACACGGUCUGUGCGGAGCUUCGCGCGUUCUCAGGACUCAUGGUAUUCCUUGAGUCGAGAUGGGACCGGCCUUGGAGCUCAAAGGUGAUGUGCUCAGAUGCUUCGGAGGAAGGAUACGGUGUGGUCUCCUCGUGGUGGUCUCCGCGCGAGGUGGCGGCCCAUGGACGCGUCCCAGAACGAGGACGGUUCCGUCGGUCAGGGGGCCACAACGCCCGAGAGUCCGCACUGACCUCAGCCGGCUUUGUGAAGGAUGAAUUGACUGGCCAAUGGUUGGCUGGAGAAGUCGACAGCCAGGAUUACCUUUCGCAAGCAGGCUGGGAGAUUGAUGAUCAGUUUCCUGAAAUCCCGGGUGGACUGUUACGAAAGGAAGCCUGGACUCCGGAAGUGGUGGGCGCCUGGAAGCGGCCCGACAACAUCGUGAGACUGGAGGCCAGAGCCCUAAUCAUAGCACUCCAGCGGGUUUGUCGAGACAUCGGAGGAUCAUCUAUACGCCAGCUGUGCCUCGUCGACAGUAUGUCCGUCGCGUUGUGCAUGGACCGCUGCAGGAGCCGGGACUUCCGAUUGUUAUGUCUGGUUCGUAAAUUCUGCAGCCUUUGUCUUGCUCAUGACGUGACAGUGACAAUACGGUGGGUGCCCUCAGAACUCAACAACGCAGAUGAGGGCUCGAGGAUCUCUUCAGCGGUGGCCUCCAAGGUCUUGACCGCUCAGCUGGGCAACCAUGCCUCCGAGGGGCUCGCGAAAGCGAGUUUUAUCUCCGCCAUCCCAGCCGAGCCUCGGCGCGCGACCGAGGAGACACAGGAUCUUGGAGCCGGGAGCGGAGGUGCCAGCAACCGGGCGCCAGAGAAGGCCAGCGCAAACAGUGCUGGAUUGGUCCCAGAAGCUGCGUACCAGCACAAAUCCGGAACGGCCUACUCUCGAGGAAGGGAAUCAGCAGACAGCGAUGCUACGAGCAGCACAUCGGAGCCCCUUCAUGUCAAAAAGGGCUCUCGGCUGCUGGCCCGACGGUCAAGGCGGAGGACUCGGCAGUAUGUGAACGAGAUCAUGGAGGCACAGAGCCAAGGACUCAGCCUUCUCGAGAAAAAGGCCGUGGGCGCGAAGGCGGAGCAGUACUACAUCAGCGAGGUGGACAAAUUCCGAGCCUUCGUCAAUCACAAGCGUGGGAGCUUAGCGACUCCCCCCGAGGUGGACAAGUACCUCACGGCCUACAUGAACGACCUGUUCCUGCAAGGUCAUCCUGCUCAUCGGGGGGACAAGUUGAUGGCCGGGUGGAUGCAUUGUCACCCGGAGUUCGGCCGCUGUGGCUCAAAGCGUCUCCCCAGGGCGUGGAGAUCGUUGAAGGGUUGGAGGCGCCUCAGUCCAGGACAGUCUCGCAAGGCCUUUCCUUUGGCAGUGUGGGCAGCGAUCGCAUGCGAGUUGGUGUCACGGGGUUUUCUGAGGAUGGCCAUCUUUACCAUGGUGGCCCUGAGUUCUUAUGCUCGGCCAAGCUCCCUCCUGGCCUGCCUUGUUUGGCAGCUAGUCGCUCCGACGCCUCAGGUGACGAAGUACUGGAGCCUCCUGUUGGAUGUCGAGGAAAAGGGCAAGCCGUCAAAGACGGGGUUGUACGACAACUCUGUCUUGCUCGACUCCUCUUACCUUCAGCCGUGGGGCCCCGUACUCUUCAAAGAGCUUGCCAAGGGCAGGAAAGACUCGAACCUCUGGGACUUCACCUAUGGGGAGCUCAGUUCGGCCAUCAAUGCGGUCACCAAGGCGCUGGGGCUCGAGAUCACAUUGUACCAAGCUCGCCACUCCGGCCCCAGCAUCGACCGAGCACAGGACAUACGCUCGCAGCUCGAGGUUCAGCGUCGGGGGCAGUGGAUGUCGCACAAGAGCGUGAUCCGCUACGAACGCGGUGCACGGUUGGCCAGCAAUUUUCAAAGCCUUCCUUACCGUCUGCAACAACACUGCCUCCUCGCCGAAAGACUGCUAGGGGAUGUGAUGCUUGGCCGGCGGCGGAACUUAAAGGGCUGCUAUGUCAUGGAUCUUUUCGCUGGGCAGGGGGUUGUUGCUUCGGCCUGCCGACGCCUUGGAUUCCGGGCUAAAGAAUGGGAGCUUGAGCGGGGCAUUGAGUAUGAUCUCACCCGCUCAAGCGUUGUUCGCCAUGUUCUAGCUGAAAUUCGCAGUGGCCGGGUCUUAGCGGUUAUGAUGGCGCCCCCAUGUACCAGUUUCUCUGUCGGCAAGGACCGACUUCGUGCCCUUCGCACUUCGGAACGGCCAUGGGGAGUCCCCCGUUAUCUGCUCACGGAAGAGGAUUGGCAAAAAGUGCAGAAGGGCAACGCGUGCUUCCGUGCGGUGGGACGCAUCGCCCAUUUGUGUUAUCGGUUGCACAUUCCCUUCUUUAUUGAGAACCCGGCGUCUUCCAAAUGCUGGACCUGCAUCGCCUUCAACACCGACGUUGUGCAUCAGGUGUCUGGCUUUUUCUUUGACGGCGCCGUUCCAUCAUUGUACAGCUGUGACUUGCGUGGUUAUCAAUAUGGAUACGGCGAAGGCUCUGAGUCUUUGGCCGAGGACCUGCCACCUGGAAGCUGGCAAGAUGUGACCACUGCCAACACCGACGAGAAACAAAGAGGGCGAAGCGACCGCUGGGACGACGACGGAGCCCGAAUCCCCUUGCGAACUACUGCCAGUGAAAAGGUCACUGCAGAGCAGAAGUCUCUUGCAGACGCUGUGGAGGCUGUGGAGGAGCUCUUUGAUGAGGGCGAUUCCACAACCACAACCGGCGCCGACAGCAUAGAGGUCCAGGGUCCAGGAAUCGUUUCGCGUAUCUUUGAAGACUGGGAAUUGGAGAAAACCGAGGCAGCAUCCGAACUGAGUGGAAGUGACCGCGACAAGAUCGCCGCAAACGUGCACGAGCAGAUGGAAGACAAGGCCGCCCUGCCUGGUGCAGCACUUCAAGGAGAAGAUAUCGGGUCCAGGUUCGUUCUUUCGGCAUGGGGCCUUUUCGCCCGGCUUCAAAGCCGGUGGCUGGCUCCGAUGGGACCAGGUUCCGUGAGCUUGUCUGUCGUCCUUUCAGCAGUGGAGCGAAACCAGAAGAGCAUGUUCGAAAUGAGCGACUCCGAGCGGAUAAGCCUUAUGCCUGACUUCAGCAUGGCAACGAAGCAGGUGGACGGCGCGAAUAGCAGCAAUGCCACCCAGACUGACCUCCUCUGGUCGCACGAGCACAAGGAGUGUUUGGAGCCUGAGAACAUCUGGACCCCGCUGUCUAUGCCCGACCAGAGCAGGACUGAUGAGCCGGACCACAUUAGCUGCAGGGCGCGCUGCCUGGCCGUCCGGGGCUGUGCACACUGGUCGUACUACCUUGGCGCUGGUAGCUGCUACCUGCAGAAUUCGUCAGCGACGAAGGAAUCUGGCAAGGGUGCCGUGUCCGGGAUCCCCGGAUGCCGUGACAAGGACCCCAGCAUUCACCUGGGCAUGAAUGCCGGUGGCCAGUCCUGCUACCACCUCAGCGGCUCCUUCAUCCCGCUGGACAUGCCAGAGCAGAAGAGGACGAAGGAGGCCAGCUACGACCUUUGCCAGGCGAGGUGUCUGGAGACACACGGCUGCUCGAAGUUCACGUACUUCAUCAUGGACCAGGGCUGCCAUUUGCAGGAGAACUCUUCUCAUCUGGUGUUUCUUCCUGGCACCAUCGCUGGCGCCGCGUCGUGUCCUGCCGAGGAUAAGGCAAAAUUCGAUGCUUACCUGAAGCAGCUGCCGAUGAUGCGGGCAUUGGAGUCGUCCGAGCCUCCUUGCGAGGACUCUUGGGUGAGCUUCAUUCCCUUCGACCUUCCCGGGGAUCUCGACCAUCCCGGUGACCUUGCGAAGGACAAGGAGGUCAAAUGCGAGGCCCUGUAUGAUCACAGCGAUUCGCCCCACAUCUGCAAGCACAGCUCCCAGGUGCGUGUCCGAUGUCCGAAGCUGUGCGGCGAGUGCGGCAUCGAGAAAGAUGCAGGAGGUUGCGUGGAUCUUCAGGCAGACGAGCAUCCGCUCUUCCUGCUGGACAACCAUACACUGGGCUGUGCAUCCGUGGGGUACGCCUGCAACCACGAUGAAGAAGUCACCCAGAAGUGCAAGUACACAUGUGGAAAGUGCACCACGACGACCACGACAGUCGCCAAGCCGGAGGUGGAUCAUCUCGCCAAGGCCCACGACCAGGGCGGCCAGGGUCUAUGGAGUGUUAAUGGGUUUGGAGUACCGCCAGGUGCGGAUUUGGGGGUUACUGUAGCAGGCUAA